Molecule: messenger RNA, 492 nt
Organism: Psilocybe cubensis
Lineage: Eukaryota; Fungi; Basidiomycota; Agaricomycetes; Agaricales; Agrocybaceae
Exons: 2
Coding region: 1-492 (163 amino acids)
Source: RefSeq, a predicted model, not a curated record
AUGACCUUCAUGGGCAAAGAUGUCUUGGAGGAUAUUCAAGGGGACAUCACUCCCAUACUUGACUAUGAAGUCAGUGACAACAACAAUCCUGAUCUUGGAAAUGUCAACAUUACCCGCGCGGAUCCGGAACAACAGCCGCUUCCGUUUCCCUCCGCCGUCAAACAAGAUUUCUUUGACGGCCUUGACGCGGGAACAAACCUCAUUUUAAAGGGGCUUCACAAACUUGAACUUCAAAUAAGACAUGGCCACGCAGAGGACUGUCUGGAAGCUGUCCGGUCAGCCUUGAUCCAGCUUUCUUGGCAGUAUAAAUAUCAGGUUUGGACCGCCGACUCCAUCUAUAUGGGGACUUGUGCUUGGGAUGGUGUCAAGCUUUUGAAUGCUUCCUGGAAAUUGCACCGGCAACUCUACAACACAAACCGUCAGAAGAUGAUCUAUUUAUCUGCUGGCGUUCUUCAGGCUAAACUGGCUUCGCGCGCAAGCUCAGAGGAAUAG